This is a messenger RNA of Podarcis lilfordi (Lilford's wall lizard), 16249 nucleotides long. NCBI's taxonomy places the organism in Eukaryota, Metazoa, Chordata, Lepidosauria, Squamata, Lacertidae. The record is from the annotation of a GenBank genome assembly.
UGGACAGAUCAGGGCAACUGAAUAUUUUCUCCCAUUCUUUCUGGAGAAGCAACUUUUUUAAAAAAUAAAAAAUGCCUCUGUUAAAUUUCCUCCUCUCUUCUCCUGCGUGCAUCUGUCUGCUGUGCCUGGUCUUCUUCUUGGCAUCGCUCUAUUUUCCAAGGAGCUUCGGAAAACCGAAUUUUACAUUCCCGCCUGGUCCGACGCCUCUCCCAAUCAUUGGGAACCUACAUUUGCUGGAUAUGAAAAGGCAGGACAAAUCCAUAUUGAAGGUAGGGAAUAAAAUUGCUUCACAUAAGCUGUGCUUUUGGUCCCUUUGUGCAAAUUCAAGAGAGGAUUAGGGAAGAGGGAGAAGUCUGAUUUGGUUCAGAGGUGAACUUAACCAAAUCCACACAUUCCAAAAGAAUGUGCGAACUGAAAUCCACACUUUUCUACUUUUUUAUUUUUUGCAAUGCAGUUCUAUAGCUAAGCUACCAUUAGGGUAAAAUGUACAUAUGCCUGCAUAUAUUAUUGAAAACAUACAGGAAAGUAUUGUAUUUGGCUGAAUUGCUUGCAAAAAUACGUAUAUCUGUCAAAACUGCAUACAAAAAAAUGUUUAUUAGGAUAAUUUUUUACUAAAAUGCUGCUGAAUUUGUGUAAGGAUCUUUUUAAAGUCGCAAAUUGCUACAGAAAUGCGCAGAACUGAAUUUGAAAUUGGGAAACCGAGAGACUGAGAGAACUGAUAAUUGACAGAUUUGCCCAUCCCUAGUAAAGAUUUAUAUUUCUGGCAUACAUUUGUUUUAAAUCAGCUGAGUAAGAUAAUGCUGUGCUGCAAGAGAACCACGAAUGCAAUCACAUGUUGGUUCGAGUUUAACACAGUUGUUAUCUCUUUAUGUGCACAUCCUCUACGUAUUUCAUCCAUCUUAUUUAUUUUUUACUUUUGUGGAAUUACUCUAGAGUAAACAAGGGGUGGGUUGCAGUUGUGCACUUUGAAAUGGGUCUUCCUGCAUUACUUCUACCAGCCCCUAUGCAAUAAUUAAUUAAAUUUGCUGUAACUGUGGGGGCUUUAUUUCUUAAUUUGACAGCUCCCAUCCCCUGCUUUAGAAAACAACAGAUGUAAAGAGAACUCACAGUACAAUUAUGUAACAUGCAUUUGGCUCUAAAGAGGCAAAGUGUUUGUUUAGAUAAUCUUUUUUGAAUAGGGAUGGGGGGAGAGUUUGCAUUUAAAGGCAUACUUACAUAACUGGCAUUUUCCAAAAGAGUAUGAGAGCCAAAACACAGCCACUCUUCAAAAUUUGCAGUUCUCCAGAUUUUACAGUGGACUUCACCAGCCAAAUAAUGUGCAGUUGCCAGGGGUCCAGCAGAGCUUCCUGUUUAUACCUGCAUUAAGCCAUGUCUAGGCACUUAAGCAUUCAAGAAUGUGCAUACCUUGGUUCUCGAACGCCUUGGUACUCGUACGUUUUGGCUCCUAAACGCUGAAAACCUGGAAGUGUAUGUUUCAGUUUUCAAAUGUUCUUUGGAAGCCAAAUGUCCAAAGCGGCUUCCACGGCUUCCGAUUGAGUGCAGGAAGCUCCUGCAGCCAACCGGAAGUCACGCCUUGGUUUUCGAACAGUUCCGGAAGUCAAAUGGACUCCCGGAACGGAUUAAGUUUGACAACCAAGGUAGCACUGUCUUAUUUGUACUAAAAUGCUGAUACGUUUUCAUGAGGACUUUUUUAAAAAAAAAAAGCAAAGUAAUAUGGAAAUGUGAAGAACUGAAGAUCAGAAAAAUGUGAAACUAAGAGAAACUGAAACUGACAAGACUCUCUGGUUCCCAAUGACAAGGCUGAGCAAUUGGUUAUUCACUCCAUCCUUCCUGGGCACAAAGUCUCCUCCAAAUAUGUAAAUGUCAAAGAACAGUGAAAUAUACUCGGAGUCCUGUAGUGAUUUCAUGCUCUUUAUUGCAGCUUGUAAGACAGUGAUUGGAUUGCCCCCCAAACCUCAGGCUUUUAUAUACAUUAUUUACACAAUGAGUCCCGUCUGACUGGCUGAUUCUGCUUCCCUCCUGGAGCCUGAUUGGUCUUUUCCUGCAGGCCAAUCAGUUGUUGCAUUCUACGAUCCUACCACCCUAAUAGGCUGAUUAACUUCCUCCUGGAGCCUGAUUGGCCUUUUCCUGCAAGCCAAUCAGUUGUUGCAUUCUAGGAUCCUACUUGCCUAUUGUUCUAGGAUCCAAGCUUAGUACAUAACAAAUAGCUAUUAAUCAAAAGCUGAGUUCUCAACUGCCUUCCACUCCAACAGGCUGCCAUUCAGCCUGUUCUAUCCAGAUCUCCAAGAACACUUCAGAUACCCUGAAAACAAGAUCCAUCUUCAGGGAAGAAGGAGCUGAUGAUGUUAUUCAAGUCAUUCUUGUUUGCCUCCAUUAAGGUGUAGGGAUUUGAGGGAGAUUCGAUUCAGUUCACAUUUAAAGACAAACCAAGCAAUCGCUUACUUUCUGAAACAAUAUGUGAACCGAAACACAGUUACCCUUCAGAAUUUGAACUUCUCCAAAUUUUUCAGUCAAGGAAUGGGUAUCAAAAAUGCAUGUAUAUUGGGUGUGCAUAAGAAUACAUGCAUUAACAAGCAGAAAUACAAAAAAAUGCAUUAUAUUGGAGGAAAAUGCUUUGCCAAAAGUGUAAAUUAUUGGGCAAAACUGUAUAUUAGGAGAAGUUUACAGCAGUAACAAGACCAUUUGAAGGUACUUUGUUAUAACCCCUGCUUACCUUUCAGCUUGCUGAGAAAUAUGGCCCGGUGUUCACCCUCCAUUUUGGAUUCCAAAAGGUAGUAGUGCUGACUGGCUACGAAGCUGUGAGAGAUGCCCUUGUGACCUUUACGGAGGACUUUGUGGACAGGCCGCCAAUCCCAAUAUUUGAAGAGAUUCAGCGUGGAAAUGGUAACGGACUGUCAUGGACUGGCUGGAUACAGAGGAAUGGGAGGAAGCACCAGCUGGGGAACCCCCAAGGAAACCCCCAAAGGUUCAGAGCCAGAGGAUUGUUGGUGGGAUGACAAUGAAGGAAAAGAGGGAGCAGAAUGGGAGGAGGAGGUGUCAGAAACGGCAACAGGGUUUAGUGAGCAGGAAGAGGUUGUGGCAGAGAGCAGUCCAGACUCAGAGGCAGGAGAGGAGGGUGGCAGAUGAGUCAGGAUGCUGAAGAAGCCAGGGAAUCUCCCCCUCCUGCUGUGACUGGCUCCCCUCUCCCCCAGUGUCCCAGAACACGCAGAGAAAUGAAGAGGGUGGAGUAAAGAGAGACAAGACGAAUGAGCCUUAGGCUGCUGGGGAAGGAACCUUAGAGAUCGGUGGAAAGGCAGGGACCUUCAGUCCUUGCAACUGCUUCAUUGGGGCAAGAGUUGCUGUGGUCACUAGGCCUGUGCUGUUUCGGGUUUUUUUUACUAAAAUGUUAACUUCACUGACAUUAGUGUUUUUUUAAUUCCUGACUCUUCCUCCAGACAUUGACUGAACACAAUUGCCUUAAUUCCUGCUUUUCUGCAAGUCCCUUAUAAAGUUGUGGCAUGCUUUUGUAAAGCAAUCAGCAGCUUGUGAGAAGGAGGGGGGCUUUGAUGUCAGGAUGCUUGGAACUGCCGGGGGAACUCAGGGUUUGGGAAUGUCAGGUGGCAGAGGAACCAACCCCCACGGCAGGUUGACAGGAACAGAUAAGACAAGAAAAAGGCCUUACCACCUCUUCAACAUUUACAGAGAGAGGCUUGGGAAUGCAGGCUCUUAGAAUAAUGGUGCUGUCCCGAGUGACUCUCCACCCCCCCCUUCUCUCCCACUUCCUCAUUCGUCAAUAGUAGCACCCCCUCUAUGGUUGCCACUUGGGGCCAUCUGUCUUCAAGCUCUUUGCUCUCCUACUUUUAAGGCUUGCCAGGUUCUGGGAGAUGGUGGGUCUGGAAUGCUUUCUAGUGACACCGUGUCCUUCAGCUGUCCCCCCCUGGUGCUUCUUCUUCCUCCUCUCCCAUUUAUUUCCCAGCUUUCCCCCUCAUCUUCCUCUGAGCUGUGACCCCCCUCAAACCUCUGUUGUAAUUCUGAACAGUCUUCUUCUUCUCUGGAAGGGUCAAGCUGGGAAGGUGGUCUCCACCAUUCCUCCUCUGCCCAGUCCCUGACAGGGGAAUGGGGAAGAUGAGAAAAACAGUGGUUCUGGUGAUAUAAAAGGUAAAGGUACCCCUGCCCGUACGGGCCAGUCUUGCCAGACUCUAGGGUUGUGCGCUCAUCUCACUCUAUAGGCCGGGAGCCAGCGCUGUCCGCAGACACUUCCGGGUCACGUGGCCAGCGUGACAAGCUGCAUCUGGCGAGCCAGCACAGCACACGGAAUGCCGUUUACCUUCCCGCUAGUAAGCGGUCCCUAUUUAUCUACUUGCACCCGGGGGUUCUUUCGAACUGCUAGGUUGGCAGGCGCUGGGACCGAACGACGGGAGCGCACCCCGCCGCGGGGAUUCGAACCGCCGACCAUGUGAUCGGCAAGUCCUAGGCGCUGAGGUUUUACCCACAGCGCCACAGAUAUACCGUAUUUUUCGCACCAUUGGACGCACCGGACCAUAGGACGCACCGGAUCAUAGGAGGGGGAGAACAGGGAAAAAUUUUUUUUUCUUGUUCUCUCCCUCUAAAACAAGGUGCGUUCAAGGUACCUAAUUUUUUUUGUUGGGGGGGAAAUAAAGAAAAAAAAAAAUCCCUCCCCAGGCACGGGGCAGGCGCGGGGGAAGCCCGAGCUUCCCCCGACCCCAGCCCCCAGAACAGCCUGCUAUCCGCAAGCCUAGGGAACCGAGCCGGUCUCCCCAGGCUUGCGGAGAGGUGCGCGAAGCCCGGGCGCGCUCUUCAGCGCGCACCAGGCUUCGGAAUGCAGGCAGCUCUGCACUACUCUCCGGAGCCCCACGCGGCUUCGCGCCGGGGUUCGGAGGGUGGCGCGGAGCUGCAGGAAGCCCUGGAGCGCAGGCAGCUCCGCGCCACCCUCCGGAGCUCCGCGCAGCUUCGCGCCGGGAUUGGGAGGGUGGCACGGAGCUGCAGGAAGCCCUGGAGCGCAGGCAGCUCUGUGCCACCCUCCGGAGCCCCGCGCGGCUUCGCGCCGGGAUCGGGAGGGUGGCGCGGAGCUGCAGGAAGCCCUGGGGCGCAGGCAGCUCCGCGCCACCCUCCGGAGCCCCGCGCGGCUUCGCGCCGGGAUCCGGAGGGUGGCGCGGAGCUGCAGGAAGCCCGGGAAAGCCUGCAUUCGCUCCAUAGGACGCACACACAUUUCCCCUUCAUUUUUGGAGGGGAAAAAGUGCGUCCUAUAGAGCGAAAAAUACGGUAUAUAUCUGGUGAUAUAUAUAUUCUAAAGGAAGUCUGAUGUCUCUUAAAAAAAAAAAAAAGCAUUUCACAGAACUCUUCCCUAAUUCAAAUGAACAAGACCAUGUCUUAUGUCUACCCCAAUAGGGGUGUUUUUUUCCACCGGCGAGCUGUGGAGGACUACCCGAAGAUUCACCAUGGCCAGCAUGCGCAAUCUUGGCGUGGGGAAGAAGCUCAUAGAGCAGCAGAUUAAUGAAGAACUUGGUUUCCUUGUAGAGGACAUUAAAUCUUUUAAAGGUGAGUUUGGAAAAUUUAGGAGGUUAGGGCAGAACCAACUCCACGGAUGGGGGACACCUGGCUUGCCAGUAGUACAUGUAAAAGGGAUCUGGGGGUCUUAGUAGACCACAAGCUUAGCAUGAGUCCACAGUGUGAUGCAGCAGCAAAAAGAAAAAGCUAGUGGUAUUCUGUGCUGCAUCAACAGAAGUAUAGUGUCUUAAUCAGGAAAGUCAUAGUCCCACUCUAUUCUGUCUUGGUCAGACCUAUACUGCAGUCGUGUGUCCAUUUCUGAUCACCACAAUUUAAGAAGGAUAUUGAAAACCUGGAACAUGUGCAAAGGACGGCAAUGAAGAUGAUAAAGGGUCUGGAAACCAAGGCUUAUGGGGUAAUUGGGUAUGUUUGACCUGGUAAAGAGAAGAUUAAGAGGAGAUAUGAUUGUUGUUGUAUAGUCGUUUAGUCGUGUCCGACUCUUCGUGACCCCAUGGACCAGAGCACGCCAGGCCCUCCUGUCUUCCACUGCCUCCCGCAGUUUGGUCAAACUCAUGUUGGUAGCUUUGAGAACACUGUCCAACCAUCUCGUCCUCUGUCGUCCCCUUCUCCUUGUGCCCUCCAUCUUUCCCAACAUCAGGGUCUUUUCCAGGGAGUCUUCUCUUCUCAUGAGGUGGCCAAAGUAUUGGAGCCCCAGCUUCACGAUCUGUCCUUCCAGUGAGCACUCAGGGCUGAUUUCCUUAAGAAUGGAUAAGUUUGAUCUUCUUGCAGUCCAUGGGACUCUCAAGAGUCUCCUCCAGCACCAUAGUUCAAAAGCAUCAAUUCUUCGGCGAUCAGCCUUCUUUAUGAUCCAGCUCUCACUUCCAUACAUCACUACUGGGAAAACCAUAGCUUUAACUAUACGGACCUUUGUUGGCAAGGUGAUGUCUCUGCUUUUUUAAGAUGUUGUCUAUGUUUGGCCUGGUAAAGAGAAGAUUAAGAGGAGAUGUGCUAGCCAUCUUCAAAUAAAGGGCUGUCACAUGGAAGAUGGAAUACGCUUGCUUAUCCUGCUCCAGUGACUAGGACCCCAUUAAUGGCAUCAAGCUACAAGAAAGGAGAUUCUGACUAAACAUUAGGAAGAGCUUUCUGACAGUAAGGGCUGUUUGACAGUGGGACAGACAAGAGGUGGUGGGCACUCCUUCCUUGGGGGGGGGUUUAAGCAGAGGUGGGAUGGCCAUCUGUCAUGUAUGAUCUAGUUGAGAUUCCUUCCUUGCAGGGGGUUGGACUCGAUGACCCUCAAGGUCCCUCCCAGCUCUACAAUUCUAUCAUUCUAAGUCAGACUGACUGCUCAAAAUAGCCAAUGUUGUCCGAUCUUCCUGCGAACAAGUGAGGAUAACUGCUUAAUGAACAGAUUGUCCCAAGUCUCCGAGGUGUGGGUGCCCCUAGCGCACAUGUGCAUGAGCAUUAAUACACCAAGCUGUGCCCAGCUUACCAUUUCACACCCUGCAGCUACUGAGAGAUGUUUUGAACCACUGAUAAUAGCACUGAUCCAAGACAGGAGGUGGUGAUAAUGGGAAAACUGUUGACAUGCAGAGGGCUGGGAGACCAGCUGGCUAGCCCCAGCUGGGCUGUCUCCUUCCAGUCUUCCCGCUGCGAAGACCAUCGGUCUCUGCUCCAAUGUAAAUCAGCGACCCGGGCUUUCAAGGCAGGACACACUAUCAGCAGAGCGAACUGCACGCACAGAAUAGGCGUGAGGCUUGUGGAAGCAUACUACAACUACAGAUUUAUUAAUCAUACAUCAGGACAAAGAAACAUGCCUUCUCUCUCUCUCUCGUCUUCUCAGAGAGAACCGGAAAAGCAAAAGCUAUACACAACAGAAGUUCCCAGCAAGCUGUGCUGGAAUGUAAACAGACAUGUGACAUGCAACAGUUCCACACGUCUGCUCCUUAAGGUGGAAUGGAAAUCUCAACAAAAACUGGGUCGUUUUGUGACAAGGAUCGUUGGACUAGUUGGGUUCUUUAUCACUUCCAACUCUAUAAUUUCCCUGGUAAUGGUACAGAAACACUGAUGCACUUAUGUGCACAGUGAGCAACUGGUUUUAUAGGAAAACCAUACUGGAGAAAUUAUGGACCCCACAGUUAUCACUCUCUCCCUCCAUGAACUUUUCUUGGGUCUUGACUUCUAUGAUUCUGUGAUUGACUUGGCAAGUGGCCCCUGUUCCACUUCCGAAUCUCUAGCUACUGAUCUUCAUUUAUUGUUGCGAACAAUAAGGUUUCAACUCCUGGCUUCCACCAGGACUUGUCCCUGUUUUAUUCUCGGUUUCAUCCAUUUAGGUGAACCUUUCAUUCUCAGAACCUUUAACACUGCCCCAACCAACAUUACUUUCGCUCUGCUGUUUGGAGAGAGGUUCGACUACAAAGAUCCAAUAUUCACCACUCUGCUAAGACUCAUAGAUGAAGUUAUGUGCCUUCUUGGAUCUCCAUUCUUGCACGUAAGAAAACUUUGUAGCUGCUACUUCAUACACUUAUGGGGUAAUAAACUGGAAGGAAUUCCAAACUAGAUGUGCUGAGCUGAGGGUCCAGGAUUUGUCUUCCCCAUUCAAUAGAAAGUAAGAAUGAUGGGUUUAUUUAUUACAUGAAGAAGAGUGAAAUUUCCCCUGGGAGCUGUAGUUUGCUAAGGGAGCUGAUCUCACAGUUGCCUGCACCCUUAAAAUGGUGUCACAGUGCCUUAAAUACAUGAUGCGGAUGUGACCAUAAUCUAAUACUCAGUUUCCCCUUGUUCUAAAUCCAAUUUGCCAGCCACUCUACCACGUUGGUUCUCUUUAGCAUGUAAGAUUCUCAACCUUGAGUGUAAGACACAUUCACACAAUUUUAGGUCCCAUCUACAUCAUACAUUGAAAUCACUCCUAUGGCAGCUUUCAGUUUUUGUGUGAGAGAGAUUAGAUUUCUUCUCAACUGCUUCUUGGGUUACAAAGCUGAAGGUUAAUAGAAAGUCCAUGCAAAAUCAGAAUGCAACAGGCAUUCACUUUGGCCUAUAGAUACCUGAUCCAAGAGAGGGGCAUCCAAGAUUAUUAUAAUCCCCGUCUGGGUUAAUUCUCAUUGUACUCCAGGGGGCUCUGACCUCUUUUCGUCACAAACAGUGCUGUUUCCAUUCCGCUGCAGUUCAGUUCCCACCAAAUACUAUUUUAUUAAUCUUGCUGUCUACUAUUUAGAUACACACACACACACACACACACACAACUUCAUUAUGGUGACAGACCAGCAUAUACAACUGACAUAAAUUUUCUCUAUGUGGUGUUAGUUACAAAUUUAAGCUAAUUGGUGACAUUUCCCCCCAUACCAAUUGUUUCAAUGCAAAGGGCAUUUAUUUUGAUGUUGAGGAAACACAAUUUAAAUCGGGCGGGGUUGCAGAGUGACCGUCAUCAAUUACAUACCCUUUGCAGACUGAAAAUAGCAACAACAGCAAAUACCAAUUGGUAUUCACUGGAUUGAUCUCCAUUUCAUGCGUGGGUUGAAUAAGCAGGCAUCAACAAUUUCUGCUUCUGUUCGAUUUUCAUUGGAAUUCUCCGACAUCCCAACUCAGGGGCAAUCCUUCUUCCUGAAGACUGUGGGGAGGGGUAAGACAGUCAUGGGAAUACCUAUUUCCUUGGACAAUCCUUUCCCCAAACACAACCCUGCUGAAUGACUUUUGUCUACAUUGCUUUUCAAGGUAACUAACAUUUAUUUCACCUCCCUCUCCAACGUUUCCCCCUUAAUUUCCUCCUGACUAGCUGUUUAAUUUCUACCCAUUCCUUGGAUUUCUUUUCAACGCUCACAAAAUUCUACUGAAGAGGAUCGAAGACGUCCGUAUCAUUAUAAGGGAAUACAUCAAGACAAGCAAGCAAGACAUCAACGCCAACAGCCUCAAAAGCUACACAGAUGCAUUGGUCUUCAAGCAACGAGAGGUAUUUUGAUGAUUCAGGUUUCAGGACCUCAGAAGUAUCCUACUGCAGGGGUUGGGAAUCUCAAACCCAGGGGCCAAAUGCAUCCUUCUGUCUGGCCCUUGGCACUCUUGCCAGGCUACACCUCCUCCUAGGACCACCUCACACUUUUCACCAGCCCAAUUAUGCACCAUCUUUGAGCGGUUUUGCCUGGUUGGAAGAUAGAACAGAAUCUGUGUACAAACUAGCCUACUGUACAAAGACAAGCAAUACAUUCAUGGCUCUGCCAGCUUUUGCCUCUGGCCCCAUCCACUACAUGCAUGAGAGCCAGUGUGGCCUAGUGGUUAGAGCAGACUUCCUUCCUCAGACUUGGCCCGUCAGAUGUUCUUGGCCUACAAUUCCCAUGAUCCCUAGCUAGCAGGACCUGGGGUCAGGGAUGAUGGGAAUUGUAGUCUCCAAAACAUCUGGAGGGCUGAGUUUGAGGAAGCCUGUGUUAGAGUGUUGGGCUAGGCGCUGGGUGACCAGAGUUUGAAUCCCCACUCAGCCAUGAAGCUCACUGAGUGACCUGGGCCAGUCACCACCUCUCAGCAUUAUUGUGGGGAUUAAAUGUAUAUGCCACCCUGAGUUACUUGGAGGAAAGAUGGGAUAGAAAUGUAACAAAUAAUGCAAUAAUAAACACAUAAUGUGGCCCUUGAAAGGUUUCUCCAGAAAUGAAUGCGGCCUUCAGAUUGAAGUCCCAACUUUGGGACUUCAAAGCACCCAACCACCUGUCAUCCUUGUCCCCGAUCUCCACACCUGUUGAAUUUGGCCUGAGGCUGGAUCUAGACACAUCAAAAAAGCAUUUCAGGAAAACGCAUUGUAAACCUUAAAGUGGGAAAUCAUGUCGGCGAAAGAGAGAACUCCACAGCGCCAUCUAGUGUCACGGUGUUAUAGCACGUAUAAAACACUUUUCCUUUACUAUUUUAGCUGAGUCCUGAGAGGCUAUGAUCCAAUUAAGAAUUGGGCUCGUUGAGCCAAUAAGGUCCCUCACCCCUGUCCUGUCUAGUCCAGCAUCCUGGCCAACAAGAUGAGUCUGUGUGUCAGAAGUCCACAAGCAAGAUGUGAUGCUUGUGUUCCUCAGCAAUUGGGUGCCAGAGGCAUAUAUUUCCACCGAUACCUGUGUACAGUGGUACCUCGGGUUACAGACGCUUCAGGUUGCAGACUCCGCUAACCCAGAAAUAGUACCUCGGGUUAAAAACUUUGCUUCAGGAUGAGAACAGAAAUCGCACAGCGGCAGCGGGAGGCCCCUUUAGCUAAAGUGGUACCUCAGGUUAAGAACAGUUUCAGGUUAAGAACGGACCUCCGGAACGAAUUAAGUUCUUAACCCGAGGUACCAGUGUAUUAAAUAGAGUGAGAGUAUUUUUGUUUUCAAUUUCAAUCAUGAGUUCUACCACCUUCUCAGGAUACGACUAAGCGAGAGAACCUUUUUAAUGAUGACAACCUCAUUGCUUCCAUCCUGGAUCUUGUCAUGGCUGGAACAGAGACCACGGCAACGACAUUGCAAUGGGCCGUUCUGCUGAUGAUGAAGUACCCAAAGAUUCAAAGUGAGUGGCCAGUUCAUUCACAGUCUCCUCCUGCUGCUACUGCUUCUAGAGGAUAUGAGCUUCUAGGCAAAAGAAGCCCCAUGGCUGAAUUAGGCCCCAUGCCCAUCUAGUCUAGCAUCUGUUUCUCACAGCAACCAAUCCGAUGCCUCUGGGAAGCCCACAGCUGGAACCUAAGGGCAAUAGCUCUCUCUGAACUAGGGAGGGAGGAGAAAUUCAAGUCAGUAUGCAUUUAAAGCCAAAUCUAUCAAAUUUGAACUUCCUGACACAAUACACGCAAGUCCCACUAUCCAAACACAACGUGUUAACACAAAAUUGUUUGUUAGGCAAGCGUUUGCGUAAUGAGUCGACGAUUUCCACUUAUUCCUAUGGGGAAAUUUCUAAUGUGUUUCUGACCAAGGAAUUUUGACCCCAAAAGGAUAAAAUAAACCCAUGAAAACCUGUGGAUCAGAAAAAGGUUUUUAUGAAGGCUGCUUAUUUGUUUACAGUGCUACACGCAAGUCCAGCUGUUUGGAUAUCUGAAUUUGUGGUGUGUACUAUUUCCUUAUGUUUGGAUAAGUGAAUUAUCCAAGCCAGGAGUAUCUACAGGUGCAAGGAAUUUAAUUGCACCCUGUUCUUUGGUUUUGUUCCAGAAAAGGUUCAAGAGGAGAUUGGGCGGGUUGUGAAACCAGGCCACUGGGCCACAUAUGAUGACCGGAAAGACAUGCCCUAUACCAAUGCAGUGAUCCACGAGGUGCAGAGAUUCAUCACGCUCUUGCCGCAUGUCCCACGCAGCACAUCAGCUGACACGCAUUUCAGGGGCUACUUUCUCCCAAAGGUACCUUCUCCAAAGGUGCAUGCCUGAUUUUGCAUGCUGAGUAUACUUCAUUGUACUUUAGCAUUGUUCUGUUAACUCUAGUCAAUUUUAACAGCUGAGCAGCUCUUGAGCAUGACUUGUGUUCUGUUCUCCCUUCACACCUGCAGGUUCCUCAUUUGAUGGCAAUGUAAUGCCAUUCUGACCCUGACAUGUAUGUGUGAAUGAAACACAUGCUUUCUUGUGGGUCCAUUCACACAUGCAGCUCAUCAGAGGUUGAGGCCAGAUAACACCGGUCCUGAAAGACCUACAUUGGCUCCCAGUACGUUUCCGAGCAUAAUUCAAAGUGUUGGUGCUGACCUUUAAAGCCCUAAACGGCCUCAGCCCAGUAUACCUGAAGGAACAUCUCCACCCUCAUCGUUCAGCUCAGACACUGAGGUCCAGCGCCGAGGGCCCUCUGGCGGUUCCCUCACUGCAAGAAAUGAGGUUACAGGGAACCAGGCAGAGGGCCUUCUCGGUAGUGGCACCUACCCUGUGGAACGCCCUCCCAUCAGAUUUCAAGGAAAUAAAUAACUAUCUGACUUUUAAAAGACAUCUGAAGGCAGCCCUGUUUAGGGAAGCUUUUAAUGUUUGAUGUUUUAUUCUGUUUGAUAUUCUGUUGGGAGUUGCCCAGAGUGGCUGGGGAAACCCAGCCAGAUGGGCGAGGUGUAAAUAAAUAAAUUUUAUUUUUAUUUUUAAUAAAUGAAGGUAACAUUCACGUGGGAGUUAGCCCUUGGUCAAGUCACGUUUCAAAGAAUCAGAGAACUGUAGUGUUGGGAGGGACGAGGGUUGUCUAUGCAAUUUCUGCAAUGCAGAAAUUUUUUACCCAGUGUAAGGCUCGAACCCACGACAUUGAUAUUAAGAGUCUCAUGCUCUACCGACUAAGCUAUCCCAAGCUGCCAUCUGGUGAUGCUCCUAAGAAAGGCACCAUAGGUGACUAGCAGAAGGCCUCUGAAGGGGAAACUGCAGUCUGCCUUCUGUAUAUCCGUUCUCUGCUGAGUGCAUUUGUGAAUGUUUGUGUUUGCCUGCCCGUCUUUACAUCCUCAAGUUGGAAGAUUCAGGACAGAUAAAAGGAAGUACAUCUUCAUGCAACAUAUAGUUAAACUAUGAAACUCAUUCCCCAGGAGGCAGGGAUGGCUACCAACAAGUUUGUUAAGAGAGCUGGGAAUAGUAGCUCGGCGGGGGACGACUACAGUUCCCAGGAUUAUUUCAGUGGAAGUGAGUGUGCUUUAAAUGUAUGGUGUGUGUGCAGCCUUGGUCUGUAAAUUGCAAACUGGGUAGGUUCCCUUUAAAAAUGCAGCAUGAACAAAACCCUUCAAGGCUAAAGUACUGUAUUUUUCGCUCUAUAGGACGCACCGGACCACUUCCCGGGCUUCGGGCUGCAGGCAGCUAUCCGCAAGCCUGCGGAGCCCAGAGGGAGUUCCCGCCAGGCUUCGCAGGCUUGCAGAUAGCUUCCUGAAGCCUGCAUUCGCUCCAUAGGACGCACGCACUUUCUCCCUUCAUUUUUGGAGGGGAAAAAGUGCAUCCUAUACAGCGAAAAAUACGGUAUUUUCCAUUGCCUUAUUGCAUCAAUGCAGGAGCAGUCCUGGUAAAUGAGAUAGCAGUUUUCAGACUCUAAACCUGAUUUUCUCUCAUCCCUGCUUACAAUUUCCAUCACCUCCACCCCAUGCUGUCUGAUCCAGGGAACGAUGGUGAUUCCUUCGCUCACUUCAGUGCUCCUGGAUCGAAGUCAUUGGGAGACCCCUCACGAGUUCAACCCUAACCACUUCCUUGACGCCGAUGGGAAGUUUGUCAAGAAAGAAGCCUUCAUGCCUUUCUCCUUAGGUACUUAUUUUUUUUUCCAAAUACAUAUUUAUUAAAUUUCCACUUUAAACAAAGAAAAAAACAAUAAAUUUCAACAAUCAUUCACACAACUUCUUUUCCACCGCUCUGCCGAGCAAAGACUUCAUUCCCUUCCUCCAACAGGUUUUCCUAUUCCAAUCUGCGUCUCGCGGUUUCCUCAUAUUUUGUCAAGUCCACAUUGUAAGACUUAUUUCAAUCCUGCUAGUCUCUUCAAACUUCUACAGUUAUUAUUUAUGUAGUCUAUAAAUUUACUCCAGUCUCUUUGGAAUUUUGAUUCCUCCUGAUCUUAGAUCCUGCAGGUCAGUUUUGCCAAUUCCGCGUAAUCCAUCAUUUUCGUCUGCCACUCCUCCAAUGUUGGUAACUCCUGUAAUUUCCACUUUGGGGCUAAUAACGUUCUGGCAGCGGUUGUUGCAUACAUAAAUAGUCUUUGGUCCACCUUUGCAAUUUCCUCUCCCAUCAAGCCCAGCAAAAAACCUUCUGGCUUUUUGGGAAAGGUGUAUUUAAACAUCUUUUUCAGUUCAUUAAAAAAACCCUUGUUUUCUCACAUGUCCACCACAUAUGAUAAAAGUCUCCAUCCUUCUCUUUACAUUUCCAGCAUACUUUAUUACUUCUCCUUAGGUACUUAAAGGGCUUCGUUCGUCUUGGCGGUAUAAAUCUGUUGAAAAAUUAUCAGCCUCCCCCUGUGCAGUGUUGUGACGGGGCAGGAGCUGUAUCUUGAGAAAUUCUCCCUUCUCUGCAGCUCUUAAGAUGGAGCCCCCUCACGUGGUCUGGAACAAGUAACUCCCUUGCAUUGGGAGCAAGGUGUGGGGUUAUUGGCAAAGUAUUUCUAUGGCCCUGUAGGCUGUUCCAAGUGUGAACUGUUUGUCUCUUUUAUAAUUCUUCCAACAGCCUUGUAAGGUAAACCCCAUAUUGCAGAUGAGGCCGAGGUGAGGGGUGACUGGAUCACUCUAUUGCUAGCCAAUGCCAGUUUUGCAUGUACAUUCACAAAGGGCCUUCCUAUCCUGUUUCCACACUAUAAUGAGAUUUUGAAAACUGCAUUGUAAAUGUAUUUUUUCCACAAACAUAGUCAGGUGUGCGUUUUACCCUAAAAUGUUUGUUUUGUUUUUUGUUUUUUAUUUUAUUGACUUAAAAAAAAAUUAUACAGACAGCAAAACAAAGAAGUCUAAAUUAACACUGCCUUCUACCGAUAAGAAAUAAUAAUAACUAUUACAAUAAUGAAAAUACUAAAAGUACAUUUACUUCCGCUUUUAAACUUCUAUUCUGGUUACAAUAUAUUACUUUUCUAUAAGAAUCUAUUAUAGCCUUUGCUGUCCCAUAUAUUAUUUCCCAAAUUCAACCUAACCCUCCCCUCCUCCCCACUGCUUACCUUCACCUGUGUGAGAUCUUCCCAUCAUAAUAUAUUUUUUCUAGUUGCUUUGAUAAAAUAGAGUAACUUGAAAACUGUUAAAUUAUAAUUACUUCUUUUGCCCUUACACGCUUAACAAUUUGUUAAGCAAUUGCUAAAAUGUUCUUUUUGUAGGCAUUUCCCCACCAUGUAAUAUAUCCAUUUUUGAACACAUUUCUGCUUCUUUUUAACAGUGCCUUUCUAAGCUAUGGCACGCGAUUCAGAGAAGUGCAAAGGGCGGGAGGGCUCUUUUCAAGGCGUGCCACCAGUCAACUCCCAAUUCUUUUUCGGUUUUGCAGGGCGCCGAAAUUGCAUCGGCGAAAGCUUGGCCAAGAUGGAACUUUUCUUGUUCUUCACGGGACUGCUGCAGAAAUUCACUUUUCAGCCGCCACCAGGGCUUACGGAAACUGACUUGGACUUGACCGUUCCUAAGACGACCUUCACUUUGAGGCCGCAACCUCAGCUGACUUGCGCCAUUCCCCUGGAAUGAAGAGAGGACAUUGCGAUGAGAUAAUCCACACACAAUGAGGGGGAACUCAAGUAGGGAAUUCCUUUUGGCGGAGCAGGAACUGAUGGAUCGGUACCUUAGCAAAGCUAGAGUUGCCAUGGGGUGUAUGCUUGAAAGGCAAAUGCAACUGGUACCAACAAACUUGACUUUUUCCAUGCUUGUCAUACUUUUAAAUAUAUGCGUAACAGCUUAAGCAUGUGGGAAAGCAAACAUCCUAUACUUGGACUUUCAGAAAGCUUUUGCUUAAAGGGUGAAUUUGAUAUUAGAGAUUAUUACGGAAAGGAUUGUGAAAAUCAAAUUAUAGGUACCGUCAUGCCUUUAUACAAACCUAUAGUGUGCCCACACUUGGAAUACUCUGUGGAAUUAGGAUUGCACCUCAAAAAGGAUAUUGUAGAGCUGGGUAAAGGAUAGGAAAGCACAACCAGGAUGAUUAGAGAGUAGAGGAACUCCCCUGUAGAGAAAGAGGCAUGAUGUUCGGGGCUUUUUAGUUGUGGAAAAAAAGGAGGGUAUUCAAAAGAUCUUAGGUUUUGUUUCCCUUAAUCGUUGCUGCUUCCCAGAGGCGGGAUAAUUAAUAGCCGUACUCAAGACUAAAAACCUUUCUCAGUUCCCAAUUCAGAGACUCUGCUGCCUCCCUGCUGCUAGUCUGGGUCACAGCAAGCACUUUCCCCCAGCCUUUUCUGCUAAUAAAUUUACACUUGGG